CAGGUGAACAAGGUGAUGUCCAUCUUGUUUUCCGUGACCUUUCUGGCUUUUCUCUGUGGCAUCCAAUCAACCAGCAUGGACCAAGGGAGUUUAUCAGAAGAUUCCAUGAAUUCUUUCCUUAAAACGUUGGUUCAAGCUGGCAUUUGGAAGGACAAGACCCCCAAGCGGACGGACAGAACGAAGGACGGCGUGGCAACCACCGUGGGGAAGGUUGAGCCAGAGUUGACUACAAACCAAGAUAUCCGUUUGGGUUUCCAGCCCGUCGUUUCGUUGGAUGCAGAGUUGCUGAGGCAGCAGAGGCGUUUCAGUUCUCCCCGGGUACUCCUGAGUGAAAACACCCCCCUGGAGCCCCCUCCCUUGUACCUGAUGGAGGAGCCCAUGGCGGCGAACCGAACGUCGCGCCGGAAGAGGUAUUCCGAAGGGAAAACCCACCGCGGGGAAUAUUCGGUGUGCGACAGCGAGAGCCGUUGGGUGACGGACAAAACGUCAGCGGUGGACAUCCGUGGGCACCAGGUGACUGUCCUGGGUGAAAUCCGAAUGGGACCCUCUCCGGUCAAACAAUAUUUUUACGAAACGCGGUGCAAGCAAGCCAAGCCUGCCAAAAGCGGCUGCCGCGGGAUUGACGACAAGCACUGGAAUUCCCAGUGCAAAACCUCGCAAACGUUCGUGCGCGCAUUGACUUCGGAAAACAGUAAACUCGUAGCCUGGCGAUGGAUCAGAAUAGACACUUCUUGCGUGUGUGCCUUGUCCAGGAAAAUCGGGCGAACAUAGGUUGGUUUUAUCCCUCUCUCUGCCAUAUAAGUUAUUAUGACUAAAUUAUAUGAUAUGCAUGUAGCAUAUAAAGGUUUCUAUUGUUUAUAUAUUAUAAGUGGUCCUUAUUUAUUAAAGUCCAGCCAAGUACUAUCUCUCUCUCUCUCUCUCUCUCUUGAUAAAGAACAGUAAAGAACAGAUGUAUACCAGUGGCAACAUCAUUUCUCAUUUCUGUUUGUGAUCUCAGCUCCUCCACAGCUUUCCGUAAACGACUUGCAAAACUUUUAGGAAAUCGCGGUAUUUUUUCACUCAAGAGGUUCAUUUCUGGGGACCAUUAAGGGGAGAGGUUUAAAAGAUGAUGAUACGAUGAUAAUAUCCAUCCAUGCCUGAUGCCUGGGGAUUCUAUA
Thamnophis sirtalis is the source of this 1157-nucleotide messenger RNA. Lineage: Eukaryota; Metazoa; Chordata; Lepidosauria; Squamata; Natricidae. The record is from RefSeq and is a predicted model, not a curated record.